Molecule: messenger RNA, 1614 nt
Organism: Phymastichus coffea
Lineage: Eukaryota; Metazoa; Arthropoda; Insecta; Hymenoptera; Eulophidae
Product: prostatic acid phosphatase-like
Exons: 9
Coding region: 469-1614 (381 amino acids)
Biological process (GO): dephosphorylation
Molecular function (GO): phosphatase activity
Source: RefSeq, a predicted model, not a curated record
CAGCUGGCUUUUCACCUCCGUUGCGGAUCUCUCUGGAUUGUUAAUCGUGUUAAAGCUGUAGUAGAAAAAUGUUCACUAAAAGAACCGCUCUAUCAGAGAAUCAUAAUCAAUUAUCAGUAAAAUAAUCUAAGGUAUAACAUUUUUUCGCACUUACGGUUCGUUUCGAGACGUUUUGAAGCGUAGUUUUUUCUAUGAGAACUGCGAAGCGCUGCGAUCGCGUCGGUUGGCUUGGAUCUCCAGGUACGGCUUUCAAUAGGACUCUCGUCAAAUCAUUAUACUGCACCAGACGGAAAUUUGCCAGGGAAACGUGCUAUCGCAACUCAAUGAAUCCGUAAGCUUUGCAGUUUUCGCAAAAGCGAUUGCUCUUUUUUUAAUCGGCAAAACUGCGAUAAACAAAGCAAAUCGAAUUCCCGACUGACUGAGCGAGCAACAAUGCGUUCUCACUGACAAAUUAUCGCGCUGAAAGUGAUGGAGACCAGAAGUGUAUUCAGGCGUGGCUGUCAGCCAGGAAAUCGGAAAAUAUGCCUGGCAGUCGUGAUCCUUGCAGUGAUAAUCGGAUCCAUCCUCUUGGCGUACACAGCUUUUGGAGACAAACCAAAGGACGCCUCGCUGAAGAAAGUGUUCAUCGUUUUCCGUCACGGCGAUCGAAAUCCAACGGAGACGUAUCCUAAAGAUCCGUACGUAAACUACUCUUGGCCCGGAGGAUGGGGAGCGUUGACCAAGAAGGGGAUGCUGCAGAUGUAUACGCUUGGCCAAUGGAUACACAAGGAGUACGGCUGGAUCACCGACAACAAGUACGCGGCCUCGAGCACAAUAGUGAACAGCAGCUACUCGGACCGCUGCAUUAUGUCGACCCAAGCGUUGCUCGCCGGCCUUUAUCGCGAGGAGGACGCUUUUGUCGAGGGCUUGCCCUGGAGGCCCAUCGCCGUUCACUAUGUGCCCAGGUUUAUGGACGAGCUGCUGGUCGUCGCGAAAGACUGCCCGGCGCUCGCCACGGCAUUGGACGAAGCUUAUCGCAAUGAGUCGCUCAGAUCCGACGCCCAAUUGAAAUCUUAUUACGAGCAACUCGCGGAUAUCACCGGGCAACCGAUCAAAACCAUCACGGAUGUUGAAUUUCUCUAUAAUACACUGGAAAUCGAGGUGCUGAAUGGGCUGGAGCUUCCGGAUCCAAUUAAAAAAUAUUACAACUCUCAAAUGCGAGAAAUAGCAGCUCGCAGUUACACGCUAUUCACCAGUAAUACAUUGCAACGAAAACUGCGCGGAGGUCCUCUAUUGAAGCAUAUUCUUGAAAACAUGAAACAUGGACCUGAAAAUGAGAAAAUUUUCUUGUACGGUACGCACGACGUCAACGUUGUGAACACCUUACGAGCUAUGGGUUUUACUAAUGAACUUUUCAAACUCGAUCUUGGCGUUACGCUUGUUUUCGAAUUGCGGGUUGCCAACGGAGGCCAAUCUCAGGAGGUUCGAAUCUCAAUGCUGAAUAACACAGAAACAACGUCGCUCUAUAAACUAAGGAUCCCCGGCUGCGACGAUAUUUGUUUACUUGACGACUUGUUUAAAUUAUGGCAAGAUGUGCUUCCAUAUGACUGGAAUCAGGAGUGUCAUAAGUUAUAG